GCCCCCAGGGUCCUCCGCCCCACCCCGGCUCCACCCCUCUCCGAACACUGCCAGGUUCUCCAAUCGCUUGUGGAAUUAUCGCUCUACCCAGGCGGUGGUGUAGAUCUCUGCUGCAAUUGGGGCCGUACGAUGGCGGAGAAGACUCAAAAAAGUGUGAAGAUUGCUCCUGGAGCUGUUGUAUGUGUGGAAAGUGAAAUCAGAGGAGAUGUAACUAUCGGACCUCGGACAGUGGUCCAUCCUAAAGCACGUAUUAUUGCGGAAGCCGGGCCAAUAGUGAUUGGUGAAGGGAACCUGAUAGAAGAACAGGCCCUUAUCAUAAAUGCUUACCCGGAUAAUAUCACUCCUGACACUGAAGAUCCAGAACCAAAACCUAUGAUCAUUGGCACCAAUAAUGUGUUUGAAGUUGGCUGUUAUUCCCAAGCCAUGAAGAUGGGAGAUAAUAAUGUCAUCGAAUCGAAAGCAUAUGUAGGCAGAAAUGUAAUAUUAACAAGUGGCUGCAUCAUUGGGGCUUGUUGCAACCUAAAUACUUUUGAAGUCAUCCCUGAGAAUACAGUGAUCUAUGGUGCAGACUGCCUUCGUCGGGUGCAGACUGAGCGACCACAGUUUCAAGCACUGUGGGAGGCCAAGGCGGGAUCACUUGAGCCCAGGAAGGAGUUCAAGACCAGCCUGGGCAACAUGCCCCAGACACUACAGCUGGAUUUCUUGAUGAAAAUCUUGCCAAAUUACCACCACCUAAAGAAGACUAUGAAAGGAAGCUCAACUCCAGUAAAGAACUAAGAACAGCAGAUGACAUGAAGAUAACAUUUUUGUCUUUGACCACUGUCUUUUGAAUGGGCCACAGUGUUUAUGUACUCUUAGCAACUCACAGGAUAAUACAUGUUGACUUUAUUUUGUAAAAUUGGGUUGAGAGGAAAGUAAUGGAUUUUCAUUGUAACUGUCCUUUAUAAUUUAUAUAAAAUGUAUUAUUUUCCUAUAUCCUUGCUUCUUUUCUGAUACUUUACAGUUUAGCUUUUCUUUUGUUAUAUAAACUGCUAGCCACAAAUUUUAGUUAUGUAAAAGACUACCCAUGACAAGAAAGGACAUAUUGUUAUGUAUUUAUAUUCUAGCAUAGACUAAACUAAAGAAAAAUGCUGAUAACCAUCUUUAAUGAGCAUACUUUAAUCAGUUUUUCUACUUGAAUUAAUCUUUUAAUUUUUAUUAUGUGCUAGUUGUAUUAAAGCUAAUGUGUUUAACUUUUCCUUUUGUGGAUUUGUAGCUGUUUAAAAUUUCAGGUGAAAUUUUAGUAGCUAUUGAAUUAAUUUAGACUUCACUUUGUUUUUAAGAAAAACACAGUUUUUUCUUUUUGGUAAAACAAAAAUAAUCAGGGAAAGAUGUCCUCGGUAGAAUACAAAUUAGUGUCAUUCUUGGGCUUCUAAGGACAAUGAAACUAAAAGAGAUUUUGAAAUUUAUAUAAAUUCAUUAAAUUAUUAAUAUUUUAGCAUAGCAAUAAUCACUAAUCAUUGAACUUUAUUAUUCUGUUUAUCUAAUUAUGUAGUGAGCAAAACGUUGAGAAUUUUAUUAUUUCAAAAUUUUUUAAUAAUUUAAGUGUAUACAUUUACUGGAACAUACUUCUCAGCUUUUGAAUUAGUAGAUACUGACUAAUACUAAAUUACUAAAACACUAAGAUAUUUUCUCAAAAUUUAAUUUUAAUUUAUUUAUUUUAGAGACAAGGAUGUCACUCUGUUACCCAGACUGGAGUGCAGUGGCACAAUCUUGGCUCACAUGGAUCACUUAACCUCCUCAAGCUCAAGUGAUCCUCCCACCUCAACCUCUUAAGUAGCUCAGACUACAGGCAUAAGCCACCAUGCCUGGCUUUUUAAUUUUUUUUAACUUUUUGUGGAGACAGGAUCUUGCUAUGUUGCCCAGGCUGGUCUCAAACUCCUGGCUCAAAAUGUAAUUUUUAAUUGUGAAUAGAGAAAAAUGUAUUUUUGAAUUUCUGAAACUGCAAAUUAGCCUAAUUGUUUGAAAUUGAAAUGCUUUUGGUAAGAAUACUCAUGACUAAACUUGGAAAACUAUACUGUAGUGGAUGAAACAUUGAGCUUUUGAGAAAGGAGAACAUAAAUGCCCUAUAUCUGUUAACUGCUGUUUAUUCAUUUUUCAACCCCUGGUGAUCAGUUCAGAAUGUUGUUGUUCAUGGAAAUGUUCUAGAUAAGAGAAAUCAGAAAUUACAAGACAGUCUUUGAAAUUCUA
Callithrix jacchus (white-tufted-ear marmoset) is the source of this 2229-nucleotide messenger RNA. RefSeq names its product dynactin subunit 6 (gene DCTN6). Gene Ontology annotation, cellular component: dynactin complex. Lineage: Eukaryota; Metazoa; Chordata; Mammalia; Primates; Cebidae. Gene Ontology annotation, molecular function: dynein complex binding. The record is from RefSeq and is a predicted model, not a curated record. Gene Ontology annotation, biological process: mitotic spindle organization.